GGAGAAAUAGAUUGAAAUUACUCGAUCAUUGGGUCGCUUUAGUGUUCGCUUGAUGUUUUUUUCGGAUGACAAGGAUUUUUGUCACCAAAAUUAACACACUGAACUAAAAAUAACUGAUUGUUCAUCUUUCUGUUAAUUUCACGGUGUUUGAUUUCUUUGGUAGUUUUGUAGGUUAUAUUAUUAUCUAAUAAAUGAAAUUGGCAAUUAUAGAGAGGUGGUGAAAUUAAAAACAAACUUUUAGCAUUUUCUAAAUAAUGUCUUAUCCACCUCCUAACCAACAAGGUGGGAUGUACCCGACCCCAUAUAACAGUGGUUAUCCUCCAGCCCCUCCACCAGGAUAUCAAACCCCAAAUGCACCAGGUUAUCCACCUAAUCAAGGUUAUGGCCCACCUCCUCAACAAGGCUAUCAACCUCCUCCAGGUCAAUAUCCACCUGGUGCUGGAUAUGGUCCAAUAACAAAUCAACCACUUGGGCCACCCGGUGGAUGGAUGAAUAUGCCUCAAAGCAUACCGAAUUGUCCACCAGGCUUGGAAUAUCUUACUAUGAUUGAUCAGUUAUUAGUACAGCAAAAAGUUGAAAUUCUUGAAGCACUGACUGGUUUCGAAACACAAAACAAAUUCACAGUAAAAAAUAGUUUAGGACAAAAAGUUUAUUAUGCAGUAGAAGACUCUGAUUGCUUGACAAGAAAUUGCUGUGGUCCGCUCAGACCGUUUGAUAUGAAAAUUUUGGAUAAUUACAGAAAUGAAGUUAUCCACCUCCACAGACCAUUAGCUUGUGAUUCCUGCUGUUUCCCAUGUUGCUUACAGAGUAUGGAGGUAUCGUCUCCUCCAGGAACAGUUGUAGGUACUGUAGAACAAGAAUGGAGCAUCUUCUGCCCUUCUUUCGCCAUAAAAAACUCCAGUGGUGAUACAGUAUUAAGAAUAGAAGGACCUUUGUGCACUUGGAGUAUAUGUGGCGAUGUUGAAUUCAAAAUAAUGUCGGGAGAUGGUGCUGUCCAAGUUGGGAAGAUAUCAAAGCAAUGGUCUGGGUUACUAAGGGAAAUGUUUACAGAUACUGAUUAUUUUGGAAUAACAUUUCCUAUGGAUUUGGAUGUUCGGAUGAAAGCUGUUAUGUUAGGCGCAUGCUUCUUGAUUGACGCCAUGUUCUUCGAAAAUACCCAAAAGGAUAACUCUGCUGUAAUUUAAAAUUAAUUUAUAUAUGUUGCCAAAUGUACGCUUUACAGUGUCUUCAUUAUAUUUUAUAAAAUAUUUUUGAAUCCCUCCAUUAUUAAAAUAACAAAUAUAUUGAAUAUAUCAUAAUAUUAUAGGACAAAUACAAGGUUCAUAUUUAGUACUAAUAUCAAAAAUUAAAAAUAAAAUAAUUUUUUUAAUGGCUGGGGUAGAACUCAGUUCAUGAAUAGUACGGUAAGGGCUCUGCCAGUGAAGGGACCUUAUUUUUCAUUAAUGUUCUAUAGGGAGUUGUCUUUCUCAUUAGAGCUCUACUAUUAAAGAAUUCUCGUGUCUCUUUAGUCGUUGCUAUGCUUCUAGAUUUUUUCCUUGAUGUACAUAUUCCAAGAUCUUUAUGGAGAGUAUCUUCCCAUACCAAGGUGCAUUCAGAUUCUGGCGAUUUUUUUUAUUUGAACGGGAUAUUUCUUCUUCAACUUGCUUAAAAGUGAAAAGCUCCGUCAGUUCUUCUGUUAUAAGGGGGGAUAUAAGCUAGGUAUUCCAUUAUUUCCUGGUCAUCUAUAUCAUCAUUACCUGUAAAAACUUCAGUAGGGUGUUCUGCAAGUGAAUCUACCUUUUCUAUGUUUUUCCUUGCCAAGGAUCCUGAAGAGGGUAUUUGUUUUCGAAAAAAGGGGUUCUUGUUGUAUAUCAAUUAUAUCCUUGUUUGGACCCCAGUCUGGUGACAGAAGUCAAGAGGGCCAGACUCAGAUUGCUAGGCCACUUGGACCGUAUGCCUAAGGAGUGGGGAUGGGCAAAACGUAUCGUCAGAAGCCCGAGGGUCGGCAAACGUUAGUUGUAUGAUGUUGAAGAGGAUCUUCGGGAGCUAGGGGUGAGUGGGAGGAUACGCCGAGUGUUGGACUGUGAUGACUGGAAGAAUGUGGUGGACAAGUCCAAGGCUUUUUGAGGGCCAUAGUGCCAGUGGUAGUUGUAGUAGUAGUAGUUUGUUUAAACGCCAAAAUAAAUGAAGAACAAUGUCUCCUUUACCUUUAUAUAUAUAUAUAUAUAUAUAUAUAUAUAUAUAUAUAUAUAUAUAUAUAUAUA
This is a messenger RNA of Diorhabda sublineata, 2243 nucleotides long. RefSeq names its product phospholipid scramblase 2. Bases 255 to 1184 code for a protein of 309 amino acids. Gene Ontology annotation, molecular function: phospholipid scramblase activity. The record is from RefSeq and is a predicted model, not a curated record. Gene Ontology annotation, cellular component: plasma membrane. The transcript is spliced from 7 exons. Lineage: Eukaryota; Metazoa; Arthropoda; Insecta; Coleoptera; Chrysomelidae. Gene Ontology annotation, biological process: plasma membrane phospholipid scrambling.